AAAUUACCAUUAUAUGGAGAUAUAUUACCUUAUAACCAUAUCAGGAUUAGUACAAUUAAAUGAUUGAUACAUUCUUUCCUUUUCCAAGUAAUAAUUUUGGAACAUUGUAAACUUGGUCCAGCAAUGCCAGCAUUGCUUAAAAUUAUUUUGGCUAUGUAGCUUUGAUACUACCCUCAUAGUUAGUUACACAUUUUUUAAUAUUUUUCAAUGACAGUUAAUCUUUAUUUUAUAAUCAUUUCUCUUUCUCUAAGCUUCUAACAAUCCCUUAGAAGUGAAACAAAUUAAGUGGAUGUUUGAAGCUAAUGUUUGUAAUAAAAAACAUGAGCAGUAUGAUUAUUUUUACAGUCUUGGAUUAUUUUUGCUUUAAGGUUCUACUAUUGUUUUAUCCUUUGAUGAUAUUAUGAGUAAUGGGAAGACAAGAAAUAUGGGCUAUUGUAGAAUAAUAUCAUAAUAAUUUUCAUAAGCUCUUCUACAUGUAUUAUGAGGUCAUAUUGUUUUGUGAUUCUAUCCCUUGGUAACCACAAAAGUAUAUAUAUGUUAUUAAAUUUCUAGUUAUUUUACCUGUCAGUAGUUUAAUACAUGCUUGUGAUAAAUUUAGUGAAAUAUAUUUUAUAAAUUCAUGAACUGAUAGCUUUUUUCUUCCUUAUACAAUGUUCUGCUUUACCAUGAAACUUUUCUUACCAUUUUCAUUUGACUAUGUUAUUAUAUUUUUAGUAAAUUUUCUUGGAUUAUUCUGUACAUUUUAAGUGUAGUAUAACUCCAUUUACACUUCUCUAAGGAAUAUAGCUGCAACAGUCUUAUCAGAUAGGUUAUCUCUCAGCAUUGUAUUGUCAUCUCUUUUAUAUCAAUUAUUGUAACUUUGUUCAUGUAACUUGAUUGAGCUUUUAAAUUCAUGUGAUUUCUGUUCUAAAUUAAAUCCUUCUUUGCCUGAGGACAAAUCAUGUUUGUAAUGCCAUGUAUUUGUGUGUUGGACACAUAUAUGCAACAUAUGUAGGUUUGCUCACCAAUGCAGGUAUUUGACAAAACUAGAGAUAGAUGUAGUGAUAUCUUACUCAAUUGUUUCUUGGCAUUAUUUUUUGAAACAACACUUCUCACUAAAUCUAGAACUUGCCAUUUCAGUUGGACUGAUAGGGCAAGGAGCCACCUGUUAAGAUUCACCUGUCUCUGUCCCCUUCUGGGCUUUGUGUGCACUGCCACACCCAGUUUUCAUGUGUGUGAUAGGGAUCUUAACCCAGGUCCUCAUGCUUUCAGGGCAAACAGUUUACCCAGUAAGCCACCUCCAAGCCAUAUCUUUGUAAUUUCAUGGUUUUCUGUUCUUGUCUCAUUGCUCCUGUCGGAAACUGUCUAAACCUUUUCAGUGAUACUUAUUAACUAAGUAUAGCAUGUUCAUUAUCAGCACCAGAGUUUUGUGUGCACCACACUAACUUGUCUGAAAUUAUUUUGGUGAACUAAUUGCCUUACUAAUCUUUCUAUAUCUUGACAUUUCUAUCACAGUUAUUUUUAUUAUUAACACUGACUACUUCAAUUUUUCUUAAUUAUGUUUGCAUCCUUAAGUUUAAUUCAGUUUUCUAAAGGAUACAAGACCAUGAUUUUUCCUCUGUAUUCUUUUCAGCACAACAUAAUUAAGAAUAGGUGUUCAAAAAAUAAUAGUUGUUCAAUUAAUUAUUUGAAUAUUAACUGUUCUGUGAUUUUUUUAACUCCAGUAUCUCAUGUGAUUCAUGCCUUUGUGAACUAUUUAAUGAAUCCAAAUUAAUGUGUACCUUUACUCAUUGCUGUAAUCUGGUUGUCACUGUUAUGUUCCUAAUAACUUUCUUUUAUAGAAGCUUAAGUGAAAAUGGUACAUGUUAGAAGACACGAAACAAGAAAAAAUUCUAAAACCCAAGAACCUGAACAAAAAUCUCGAGUUGAUUGGCAUCGGACUAAAAGAAGCAUCUCACAGUUAUUUGAUAGUGAUGAAGAGCUAGAUAGUAAUGAGGAACUUGACAGCGAUGAAGAGCAUGAUAGUGGGGAAAGUAUUGACAGUGAUGAAGAGCUUGAUAUUAGCAAGAAGUCUGGUAUUAAUGAACUACCAGAAAAGGAAACAGAGCUUAAAUUAAUCAAAGUUGAAAGUCAGGAAAGCAACAGUAAACAUCUUACAAACACCAGCAAUAGUUCAGCAGAUGAAGAAAAAAUGAAGGAAACCAAACAUAAUGACUUAUCAGAUGAUGAAGCUCACCCAGGUCAAGCAGAGAAUUAUCACAACAGACACACUGGCCAAAUCCUAGAGGAAGAUAUGGAAGAUGAAUACAUCAAGCCAGGAAAAAGAAAAAGGCUGUCCUCUGUGAUGUAUGACAGUGAUGAGAGCGAUGACAGUGAUAUCCUAAUUAGAAAAGCAAAUGGUAAACACCCACGCAGAGUAGUUGAGGAUGAAUGUUCUUCAUUGGAAAUGGAGCAAGAAACUCCUGAGAAAUCAUCAGCUGCACGAAAGCGAGAAUACCACCAGAAGCUACAGGAACUCUCUGAGAGAUCACGCCAGAGACAGAGGCGCAAUAGUGGUAGAAAUUUUGAGGACUCUGAAAAGGACUCUUGUUCAGGCACUGAUGAGGAGGAUGAAGAUGAGGACGAGGAUGAUUACAGAUAUGAUGAAAAUGGAGAUGAUUACAUGAUUGAUGAUUUUGUAGUGCCAGAUGAGGAAGGCAAUGACGAGAAUAAAAAUCAACAAGGAGAAAAUCUGACUACAUCACAACUGAAAUUAGUAAAACAGAAUUCUCUUUAUUCUUUUAGUGACCAUAUUACUCACUUUGAAAGAGUUGUGAAGGCUCUUCUGAUCAAUGCUUUGGAUGAAUCUUUUCUGGAAACUUUGUAUGCUGGCACCAGGAAGAAAUCCUACGCGAAAGAUAUGGUGAAAUCUCUUCAUUAUUUGGAUAAUCGCUUUAUUCAACCCCGUCUAGAGAGUUUAGUCUCUAGAAGUCGAUGGAAAGAGCAAUAUAAGGAGCGGGUUGAAAGCUACUCUAACUUAAGCAUCCUUUCAAAGAGCCCUAAGGACUGUAUAUGCCAGGCUUGUGGGCUGCAUCGCCACUGUAAAUUUUCAGUGCAUCUCUCAGGAAACUUAUACAACAUCAGGACGAUGGAAACAGAUGAUUUCAUGUCACAUGACAAGCAGGUGUUUACUGUUGGCAGAAUUUGUGCUGAACGUACCAGAAUUUAUCAUAAACUAAAGCAUUUUAAGUUUAAACUCUACCAAGACUGUUGCAUCAUUGCAAAAACAGAAGAAGUUGGAGAUGAACAGGUUAAAGAUACAGUAGAGAGAGUCUUCAGUCAUUCAAAAGAAAGCGGCUGGAUUAGAAAGAAAUAUGAUCAACUGCAGGACUAUCUCAAUUCUGCGGAUUAUUUUCAAGAUGAGAAGUUUGAAUUAUAGCAUGCUUCCUUCAUGAAGAGAAGAUUUUAUAAAUUUCUGUAAAUGCAAAGACCAUGAGUUUUGUUUUUCUGUGUUAUGUAUCAUUGGUUUUAUAUUCUAUGUAUGUCUUUGUGGCAAAAUAUCUUAUUUAUAUGCUCAUCUGAUUUUCAUAAAAUGCCACAGUGAAGCCUAAUAGCAGUUUCAUAGAUUUACAUGGAGACCAUCAGCUUUGUGGUUCAAAAGUCCCUCAGUGUAUUUUAGUCAUGUGGUGAUGCUUUUCUCACACAUGUCCAGCAGUUGAAUGUGCUAUCAUGUCCUGUCAGUUUAGUAGAAAUAGGCUGUGUUACGAUAUAUUUGGAUUGACCUGAGGAUGGCUCAGUCAAUAUAGUACUUGUCUUAUGAACAUAAAGACCUGAGUUCAGUCCCCCAAACCAUAUUUAAAAUAAAAGCCAAAUAUGAUGGAGUGUACUUGUAAUCCCCACGCUGGGAGGCAAAGAUGAGGCAGAUCCCUGAGGCUUGUUGGCCAGGCACCCAGCCUACUCAUCAGUGAGAGACCCUGUCUCAAAAAACAAGAAUAUGUGGUGCUUGUAAGUGACACCAAGGUUAUCCUCUGAGCUCAGCAUGCAUGCAGACACAAAUAGUCAUGUGCCCACACAUUUGUACAACCACACCUGAACCUUCACAUCCACAGUAUAUAUGCAUGUGUAUAUACUUACAUAGUGAGACUUAUACCUAUAUGUAUGUGUUCUUGUACCCCUUGGCAAUAUUAAGUAAUCUUCAGUAAUAAAUGUCUAGUUAAGGUUUCCUCAAUCAGUGAGUCAUGGAAGAAGUUUCAGACUUCCAUGCAUUCAGUAUCCUAGCCUCAGAGUGAGACCGUAGCUCAUCUAUUCCAGGUUGAGAAAGGUUUCCUUCUGCUAAAGUUUCCCUGAUGAAAAGAUGGAUCGGCCCAGGGUCUUUCAAUUCUCAUGUUCAGGGAGAACUUCUUAAUAUAUAUAUUUUAAUUGUGUAUACUGUUCUUUCUUGUUUUUGUACAAUUUUAUGUGUAGUAUAUUAAAGAUUAUGAUAUAUUAUGAUUUUCACCAUAACUUUCUCUUUCUGUGUGUGUAUGUGUGUAUAUAUGUUCUAGUCUGAAAAUCUCACAGGCAAGUUCAGCCAAAGAUAUUUUGAAGGCUUAGCUUUGUGCCUCCAUUACUUUGCACAUCCUAAUUUUUCCAUAGUACAAUAAAGUAAAAUGG
This is a messenger RNA of Mus caroli (Ryukyu mouse), 4611 nucleotides long. The record is from RefSeq and is a predicted model, not a curated record. Lineage: Eukaryota; Metazoa; Chordata; Mammalia; Rodentia; Muridae.